UUCGAGAUCGACGGUGCCUCAGCAUUCCAUCUCAACCGUCGCGCCCCCCCCGAGCCCCGCCGUCGCAUUCCAGCGCCGACGUCGCCGCCGCUACUGCCGCCGCUGCUGCUUCUGCUGCGCGAGAGGCCGAGCAAAUCACGCCGUCGCUCCACGGGAGGACGGGAGUGGAGAGAGGAAACACAAUAUAUAGCCUCGGGAAUCUGGGAACAACUAUCGUACAGAAAGAAUGGCAGAUAGGUUCGAGGUCGGCUGGUACCGGUUCAUACCGUUUCUAGGCUACCACCAUGUCUUGAUGAUCCUGAUCGCCAUCUCCAUAAUAUUACUCUCGCUCCUGCUGGCCGGCUGCUCGUCGUCGUCACCGCUGAUCCCGGACAUCUUCCUGCUGUCGAUCUACUACGAGCGGUACACGGCGGUGCCCGACACGGCGCAGGUCGACUACAACGUCAACCAGGCGAUCGGCAACAUCGUCGGGUCCGCGCACCUGCAGGCCCGCGUCGGCUACUUCGGCAUCUGCAUCAACCCCGACGGCGGCGCCUGGCUCUGCAGCAACAACGCCACCGCCCUCGCCAAGGAGGUCGCCGUCGACCAGGACCCGCUCAACCUCAUCUGGCUCGCCAGCCAGUUCAAGGACAUGAUCGUCUUCCCCUACCUCAUCAUCAUCGCCAUCAUCUUCGCCUUCGUCUGCUUCCUCCUCCUCGCCACCUUCCCCGGCUGGCACGAGGAGGAGGACAGCGAGGGCUCCGACCGCGAGAUCAAGCCCUUCCCGAGCCGGCCCGUGUCGCAGGUCGCGCUGGCCAUCAUCUUCAUCGCCUCCAUCUUCGUGCUCGUGUCGGUGCUGUGGCAGCACACCGCCUCCGUCGCCGCCUCCGUCAUCGCCGAGGACUUCGGCAACGGCAGCGUCCGGUCCGGCAUCGGGAGCAGCGCCAUGGUCCUCGGCUGGUUCAGCUUCACCCUGCUCAUCAUCGUCACCAUCGGCCUGCUCGUCAUGAUACUGAGCAUCCGCGUGCUGACGCAGCUGGCCGACUAACAGCCGCUACGGCGCCGAACGCUACGCGCGCGCGCGAAUGUCGCGGGCGAAUGACGACGAGACGACCGGCGGUUGCGACGACCGGCG
Molecule: messenger RNA, 1114 nt
Organism: Durotheca rogersii
Lineage: Eukaryota; Fungi; Ascomycota; Sordariomycetes; Xylariales; Xylariaceae
Product: Ca2+ regulator and membrane fusion protein Fig1-domain-containing protein
Exons: 3
Coding region: 227-1027 (266 amino acids)
Biological process (GO): conjugation with cellular fusion
Cellular component (GO): mating projection tip; membrane
Source: RefSeq, a predicted model, not a curated record